AGCUGUCAGAGAGGGAGCUGGGCUGCAGAUCGAGUCGCAGCCAUUGCACACCCUUUUCUUGCAGCUGAGGAAGGAGCAGCGUGCCAAGAUGUGCAAAGGACUUGCUGCGCUGCCGCACACAUGCCUGGAGAGGGCCAAGGAGAUCAAGACCAAGUUGGGCACACUGCUCCAGAAGCCUGACUCGGCCAUUGACUUCAUCAUCCCCUACCCGGAGAAGCCGGAGAAGCCAUCCAAGGCCCUGAAACCAUCCCCGGAGGAGGUCCUGCAGUGGCGCGACUCCCUGGAGAAGCUCCUGCAGAACCCCUAUGGGCUCGCCAGCUUCCGCAGCUUCCUGUGCUCUGAGUUCAGUGAGGAGAAUGUCGAGUUCUGGGUGGCCUGUGAGGACUACAAGAAGACCAAGUCCCCUGUGAAGAUGGAAGAGAAGGCCAAAAGGAUCUACGAGGAGUUCAUCCAGACCGAGGCACCCAAAGAGGUGAACAUUGACCACUUCACCAAGGCUGUGACUAUGAAGAACCUGGUGGAGCCAUCGCCGAGCAGCUUCGACAUGGCCCAGAAGAGGAUCUUUGCUCUGAUGGAGAAAGACUCCUUGCCCAGAUUCGUGCGGUCGGAGUUUUAUCAAGAGUUAAUCAAGUAGCAAUGCGGCCAGGCUGCAUGAGGCAGCUCACCACGGGCAGCCUUACUGCUUCUGUCUCAGCACCUACUCCUAUAGCCACUUUGCUUUCAUGAUGCCACAUUGCAAGAGCACUUAGGAAUGUUGCUAAAUGCCUGUCCCAGUGUUUUGGACUCUUAGAUGGCCCAAUGUCUCCUUUCUUUCCCAUAGAGGACCAGCUCACAGGAGCACCAGUUGAUGCUCCAGGGCCCGACUAGUUCAAAACACUGGCACCGUUUAGCAACCCUGUGUACCAAGCUCAUACUUUCCAGCCCAAAGCUGCAUCCCCACCGCCCAAGUGCAGCCUAGUGUUGUGGCCCCGAUGGCUGAUGCCAUGCUCAGGUGGUGUCUCUGGGGGUGCUGCAGUGGUUGCUUCUCUCUCUGGUUGCUUCUCUGCAGCAGGCAUGCCACAGCGAUAAUUCUGCACAAACCCAAACCAGGGGCACCUGUGAGAGGAGGGAGGACAGUCGUGCUGGGGGAGAAAAGAGCUGCUGAGUGAAACCUGUCAGAGAAAAAUUCCAGGGAACAUAAAGCAAGCAAACAGCAAAGAUGUCAUUGGAAUUAUGAAAAAUAAAACCCCAUCUUCUUGAACAGAUAGCAAACUCUGUUGAGCUUGUGUAGCCUGCCUCUCUCUUCUUGUCUCCCUCUCUCUGCCCAGGGCAUGUGUUUCCACAAGGCCAUCUCCUAAAAAGACCACAUCUUUUCAAGCAAUCCAAAUCCAGCCUGCUGUCUGCCACCAGAAGAAACUGCAUCUGGCGAUGGGGCAAAGGCAUAUGCAAAAGGUAGCUGGGACCUCAUCCAGCCCUGAACCAGCGUGUCCCUGGAUGUGGAAUGAGCUGAGCCCCACUGCUGGGAGAUCCCUGCAGCAUCCGUGUGCAAGGAGCAGCACUCCUCACUGCCUGCACUCACUCGUGAUCAGACUGCUAAAUUUUAGGCCGUGAGGCUCCACGCAGCCUCUUCAGCGUUUACAGAAUUGGAUCAAAACCUCAGCAAACCCAAAUAUUUAUACGCCGUCACUAUGGCAACGAAUAAAAAUACUGCAGGAAGCGGGCUGCAUUUUCCAGGCAGGGAGGGGAUGCAGGGGAAUGAUGAAGGCGAUCAUACGUGUGAUGUUGGCAGUGGCUUUUUUUUCUCCUCUCAAGCAAGUGGCUGGGAAAGUUGGAGCUGGAGCAGCAGGGCGAGGCUGGUGAGUCCUCUGGGGUAGCUGAAGCUGCCAAAAGGUGUGGGAUAACCCCAGCACGGGUGCAUGGCAGGAAUGGGCAGGAGGCUCAGGCAGCCCCACCAUCAGGAUAUCCCCACCACCACCUGCACAUCUUCACAAAGAGGUGCCACCAUAACCAAGUCUGGCAAGUUCAGGUCUCUCUGCAGAAAGACUCAAACCUUUAAUUCCCACGAAUUCUUUGGCAGCUAUUUCCAGAUACCCUCACAUGCUUCGCAGUUGAAUGCUGAUGUUGACACUCAUGAGGUUUGGACUCUAUUGGAAGCUGAAUGUGCAAAGAAAACCUGGGAUGUCAUUGGCUGCAGCAGCUCUAUGUGGGGCAGGAAGACAGGGCUGGGGAAUGUGAAUGCCCAAAAGAAAGCUGGAGGCCAUGGAAGUGAAACAGCCCAUUGGGAAUCCCACACCAGCUCGACCUCUGCUGAAAAUGUUGGAAACCUGCUUUAGCGGUGAUGUAACAGUUCCAGCAAGGAAUAGGGUGGCCAUGAAUUGUGCCCCCCAAAGUGUUUUGGAGCUCUUGUGAAGUUGUGUUUGUGUAGAAGGCUCGUUUGGGCAUGCUUACCUGGAAACAUAGCGAUGCUUAUACCGCAUGGCCAGGCUUUCUGCAGGCCCAGGAGUGUUUGCUAAGCUAGUACCAAUCAUCAUAUCUCUGAUAGUAAAUGCUUCAUGUAUUUUGUCACUCUUGCUCUUACCAAGAUUGGCAUAUAUAUGAGCACACUUCACAUGACAUUAUACAUCUAUAACGUUGCAUCCAUACAUAAGUAUACACACACACAUAUACAUACUCUUAAUAUCAGCAUCCAGAUCCCAGUCAGUCAGUGAAUCAAAGUGCAGUUUGUGGAUGCGGUGCCUGGGGUCUGAGGGAUAAGUAAAUGGAUUUAGCAUAGUCCCCAGCACCACCAAAGGAAACCUCAGCCCCUCACCUGCUGAAAAGAGGUGCAUCCUCCCUCAUACCUUUAGAAGCCACCCCGUGCCAUGGCUCUGGCACUGCGCACCCCAAGGCCCAUCGGGUGCUUGGGGACCCUCCUUUGCCAUGGGGCAAGGCAACCCCAUGAUGCAGUCUGGGCCCCAGCACCAUGCCAUUGUGGAACGGCCAUUGGUGCCCAUGGGUGGCUGACAGUGUCCCAGGGAUCACCCCAGCCCCUGGCCACUGGUCUGGGCUCCCUGGCUGGGAAUGCAGAAGGCCAUGGUCAUUAGCCAAGGCUGGAGCAGGAUGGGCUCCUUACAGGUCCAAGGAGCUGCUUCUCAGUUUGAUGCUGUCCAUGUGUUUUCUGUGUUUGAAGAUGCAGGAUGCUGGUGUUCACUGAGGAACUGGUUGCAUUAACCCACAUUCUUGUACCACUCGGUAAUCCACAUAUAAACAUUUACUUCUGCUACUGUC
This is a messenger RNA of Coturnix japonica (Japanese quail), 3246 nucleotides long. RefSeq names its product regulator of G protein signaling 5. The record is from RefSeq and is a predicted model, not a curated record. NCBI's taxonomy places the organism in Eukaryota, Metazoa, Chordata, Aves, Galliformes, Phasianidae.